Molecule: messenger RNA, 3477 nt
Organism: Ostrinia furnacalis (Asian corn borer)
Lineage: Eukaryota; Metazoa; Arthropoda; Insecta; Lepidoptera; Crambidae
Exons: 13
Coding region: 160-2862 (900 amino acids)
Molecular function (GO): ubiquitin protein ligase activity
Source: RefSeq, a predicted model, not a curated record
CGAAAAGAAGUCCGACUUGAGUCCGCCUGUCUAUGACUUUUUAGUAUGCGAUUUUGCUUACUUCGUGGUGGUUGUGUCAAAAUUGUUUUUGAGACGUUCGUCCAAAAGUUUAGUGAACUAUCCACAAAUUCAGCUUUCUAAGGCGAAGACAAAAAGAUCAUGUGGCCGCGAGUAGGCGGGCAUGUCGGCCCGCCAACCCCCAUAACUCCAGAGGUAGACCGCUUUGAACUGAUGCCAUGGCGGUCGCCCCCUCCGGCUGAUCAAAUCAGAGCGGCGAAUGCACUAUCACACGUAUCGGCGACGCGGACCGCCGCACAGUCCGCUAGUCCGCCGUAUCUGGCCACGUCUUGUGUCUUAACUAGUUACAUCUUCACACUGUCUCCACCAUUCCCCUGUCCACUUCAGAUGCGAAUGGACUCCUUCAGUUCGCCGAGGCGGACAUUUCAGAGAAUGUAUCGAAGAAUACAACACCCGUACAGGCUACUUAGCCUAAGCGAGCGUAUGCACAUUUACCGACCUAUCCUGCCUUCCCUGCAAGAGGAGGAGUCGACCGAACAAAGGCCCACUGUCGUACUCCAGGAGCAAAGGCAAUCGCGAACAUCAAAGCGCCGCACUCGUUCUAUUUCGUCAUACAAUCCAAGCACUGAGCAGCCGGCAGAUAUUGGCCAAUCGACACAGAUGCAUUCUCCCAGUUUGCCCCGCUCUGCAUCGAACCAAUGGCUGAGGCAGAGCCAGUGGCCGCAGCCAGACGAGCCGGAAAUAAUAAUCACAUCGGACGUCCAACUGCAGACUGAUGACGAACAGACCGGCUUCGUAUCAAGCGGUCUAUUAUCAGCGUCCCUGCCGCCUGGCCCACCUUAUCAAGAACUGCCCAUAGAAUAUGAACCGCCAUCAGUCCAAACAGUGAAUGAGGCGACGCCAAUGUCCUCCGAAGACAACAAUGUGUCUGCUGAACUCACUACGGAUUACUUAGAGAUUGAAGUUAUUGAAAAUGAGUCUUACGUGAGCUAUAACGCCUACGAGGUUCCUGUCACUGAAGUUUAUUAUCAGCCCACACAAAUGGAAACCAAUGGAAUGGAACUGGUAGCCCAACAAUCGGAUGUAGUAGAAAGUUCCACUUCAAAUGGAGAUGCAACGGGUAGCGUUGAAACUGCUCAAAAUAGGUCAUUGAAGGAUUUGUCACCUGUGGUUUCGUUCGAGCUGUACACUCGCAAGACCAUGCCAGUUCUGCCGGCGGCGACGCCCGCAGCCAAACAGGUCGCGAACAAGAUGAUCAAGCACGCUCGCAACAAUAAAACUUUAGACGAGAAAUUGUUGCAUUGCCUCAACUGCGACCUUUUCCCUAUUCUACCUGUUACGGGGUAUUGCGGUCAUACUCGCUGCACGAGAUGCAUUGAGGAGAACGGCGACUGUCCUUGCGGGGCUGAAGCUCCUACAGAACUUCAUGUGAAUACUGUUGUUCAGUAUUUGCUUGGAAAAAUGCUGCCAAAUGAAAACUAUGUUAGGCGCGACGGCAGUCAUGAGCGACCUGCAGAUGUGUUGGAAGCCUCCUCAGCAGCAGUUAAAAAAAGGCCAUCGGUAGGCGGCACGGUUCGCCCGCGCCGCUCUCGCGGAAACCGCAGUGCGCCGAUGCGUGUGCGAUCCAACGCUCCGUGUGACGUCAACGCCAGGAUGCCGAUGUCGCCACAGGUGCAGUUUGAGUACGCGCGCCGACUGCUGUUGGUGGGCCGCUACCGCGACGCGGCGCCGCAUCUAGCGCGCGUCGCGGCCUCCUGCGAGUCGCUCGCGGUCGCGCGGAACGUCCGCAUGUUAUUGUCCCAGGUGAUCGUCCUGCUGGCUGACGGCAGCGACCCGCGCCGCAUCGCCCGUGACCUGCUCCGCUCGGUCCGCCUGCAAGGCGCCAGUAGCUGGCUCAAGCCAAGUGACCUGGAGUGCGUGCUGUGCUACCACACGUACACCAAGCCCAUCACCACGCCCUGCGGCCACACCUACUGCCGGACCUGCAUCGAGCGCGCCCUGGACUAUAGGAAGGCGUGCGCGCUCUGCAUGCGACCGCUGGAGGACUUCGAUGUGACGCAGGCUUGCGAGAACGUGUUCGUUGGGGCUGCGCUCGAGUCGAUCGACGCGUCGAGCCCACCGCAGCCGCCGGAACCAGACGUCAUCCCAAUCUUUGUCUGCACCGUCGCGUACCCAUCGAUCCCGUGCCCACUGUUCAUCUUCGACCCGCGCUACUGGCUUAUGAUCCGCCGCGUGCUUGAGUCCAGCUCUCGCAAGUUCGGCAUGGUGGCCUACGAGCGCGACCGCAACUACUCAGACUAUGGCACGGUGCUGGAGGUCUGCGACUGCGUGCACCUUGAGGACGGCAGGUCGUUCCUGUCCACCAUCGGCGUGUCCCGCUUCAAGCUCAUCGAGCGUGACGUCAGGGACGGGUGCGACGUAGCCCGCAUCCAGCCUCUGACCGAUCUCAUCCCGACAGAGGGCGUUUUGAUCCUGAACCUACGGAUGCUGAGCUCUCAGAUCUUGUACAAGGCUCUGAUGUGGCUCAACAACAUGAACAAGACGGUCCGGACGGAGAUCGAGAACGCUUUCGGACAGAUCCCACGCGCGGACCACGAGCAGGACGAGUGGUGGGACAGCCCGGACGGCCCCGCCUGGCUGUGGUGGCUCAUCGCCAUCUUACCUCUUAGAUCUGAAAUCAAGGUACUGAUCCUCUCUACAAAAAGCCUGCUGAAGCGUAUGAUGGCGGUGUCACGUACACUGGAGGCCAUAGACCAGGUGGCCAUAACCACGACAUCUACCUCAGAGUGCGAGAUCCGCAGCGCCCUGACCAACGCCGACGAGUGGCUGGAAAGGGGCUCCUGACUACAGAUGCACCUCGCUGACAUCGGUAGGAUGCCAGACUAAACCUACCAACGUUUGGCAGUCAAUUAUUUCUUUUUUUUUGCAUAUUUUUUGUAUGAGCUGGGUUAAAUUGACAUUACAAAUUAACUGAUUUUGCUGACACAAUUUACAACAAAGGUACUUUUGUGAAUGAUUGCUGCAAGGUUAGUUACACUUUGUAAUUUUUUUUGCGCUCGCUGGUUCGAUGAUCCUACAAGUCGACACUUUCGUGGAUGGUUGUCGCCAAAAUUUACAAAUGUAAUUUUGUGACUAUGAUAGUAGGCUACGAUUUGUCAUUUUUUGUUAAAAUUUUUUGUGCCCGCUGGUUUGGUGAUCCCACAAGUCUACACUUUCGUGGACGUUUGUUAUCACAAUUUACAAAAGUAAUUUUGUGACUAUGAUAGCUACAAGGCUACACUUUGACAUUUUUGUUAUAUUUUUUUGCUCUCGCUGGUUCGGUGAUUCUAUAAAUCUACACUCCUGGACGUUUGUUACAAUUUGCCUAAUUAUUAUUUUUUGACUACGAUUGCUAAAGCCUGGUCCGUGAGCACGUAGAAUCCCGAAUCCGCAGUGAUUGUGCGAGCGCGACAGCAACAU